AUGGAAAUGAAUCAACAACAAAGUGGGGGCAACUUAUCUUCCAUGGCCCCCAUGAAUGGUGUUGCUGGUGGAGCUGCAACACGCUUGAAUGAUGUGGAGCAAACCGGAGCAACAGUUGAGGCUGGCUCAGGCUCGUCGGCCGGGAACAGCAACAACACUCAUGAGAGAAAGAAGAGGCGUUUACAGAGGCUCAAUAAGGAACAGUCGGAGAUAAUUGAAGGGUUUUUCUGCAUCUGUGGACAUCCUGAUGAGGGUCAAAAGAGGCAUCUGAGUCAGGCGACAGGUCUUGGGUUAGAUCAAGUGAAGUUUUGGUUUCAGAAUAAGAGGACACAAGUAAAGACUACCUGCUGGAAGGAAGAUAACUACAAGUUGACUGUGGAGAAUGAAAUUCUGAGGGAUGAAAACAGGAGGAUUAAGAUAGCCCACUGCUAUGCGAUAUGCCUCACUUGCCGUAAUUCAGCAGUACAUAACCAGCUUGCCGCUGAGAUGGAAAGGAUUAAGGGGCAAACUGAGUGGCUGCAGCAAGAGAUUGCACGGUCAAAUGGAGCAAAUGCAAACCUUGCAUUCCAACUUGAUUCAUCAGCAGAGAACCUAUUUUCAGGGCAACAUGACCACCAAAUGAUUGCUGAACUAGCCAAAAACGCAAUGCAUGGAUUGAUUAUUUUGGCCGAAGCCCAUGUCGCUCUAUGGUUACCCGUCCCUGGGUACUCUUUUGAAACGUUGAACAUGACAGCUUAUCAGCAAGCAUAUCCUGGGGGUGACGGUGCCAAUGCCUUGGGAUUCAGGACAGAGGCUACCCGUGCAGAUGCUAUGGUCAUGAUGGACCACAAAAGCAUUGUGGAUUUUCUCAUGGAUCCUUAUAGCUACCGGACUUUCUUCCCUGGAGUUAUUUCCGGAGCAGUAACAAACCGGAUUUACUCCUGGCCGACUAAUGAUGGAUAUAAUGGGGUUAUACAACUGAUGACUGUUGAGAUGAUGUUUCCAUCGCCCCUGGUACCGACUAGGAAAUGCACAUUCCUGCGUUACUGCAAGGUGCUGGAGGAGGGAGCAGUGGUCGUCGUUGACGUCUCGUUGGACAACGGCAGUGGCCUCUCAAAAUGCCGUAAAAUGCCAUCAGGAUUUCUGAUUCGGUCCGUGAGGCCAAACGCCUGCAAGGUCGCUGCCAUAGAGCACGUCCGUGUGGAUGACACCGGCAUUCAUGAGCUCUACCAGCCAUGUCUGGAUGGACUCAUCUUCGGAGCUCGCCGCUGGGUGGCGACCAUGGCACGGCAGUCUGCUCGUCUGAGAGAUGUUUAUCUCUCCAAGACUGCUCUACAAGUCAGCACGAAGGGGAGGAAGAACCUCAUGAAGCUAGCAGACGACCUGCUAGCGAGCUACGCCAGCAGCGUCUCCGCCACCGGCGCAGGGACUUGGACCGUCGUGAUCGGCGCCGGCACGGAGAAGGACGUCAGGGUCGCGUACAGGGGCAUCACCGAGGGCAGCAGCAGCACCAAUGCAGUCCUGUCCGUCAGCGCGUCCCUGCGUCUGCCGCUGCCCAUGAGGAAAAUCUUCGACCUGCUCAGGAACCUUACUCUCCGCUCCAAGUGGGACGUCCUGGUGCACGGCAGCACGGUGAAGGAGGAGGUCUCCAUCGCCAGGGGCGUCGGGAGCGACGACGCUGUCACCGUCCUUCAUGUCAAGCGCGCCCCGGGGGAGAACAAGGAGAGGACGAUGAUCCUUCAGAACAACGGCUACGACGUAUCGGGCUCGUUCAUCGUCUACUCCCCCAUCGACAGCAAGCUGAUGGACACGAUGGUCCUGGGCCCCAGCGAGCUGCCGUCCGGGGCCAGCGGGCUGUCCCUCUACCCCACAGGCUUCUCCCUCCUCCCGGACGGCGAGGCGGCGCGGGAAAGCAGCGGCAUGGACCUCGGCGAUGUCGGGGGAACUCUCAUGACCCUGGGGUUCCAGAUUCCGGUGAAGCUCGCCACCGGGAAUGGCAUGUAUCCUCGGUCCGUGACGUCGGCGAUCAGGCUCAUGACUGACACCAUCGGCAUCAUGAAGAGGACACUGAUGGAAGACCACUCGGACAUCUACGGGAGUGGCCCGUUCAAUGCCUAGAUUCUGAAACAUUUCCCAGGGAGAAUAAAGGAGGCCAUGCACAGAUGCAAGGCAAGUUAGGAACAUGAGAGGGGGAUUCAUCGGCUCAGAUCACCCUGCCUCUCC
Messenger RNA from Oryza brachyantha (malo sina), 2202 nucleotides. RefSeq names its product homeobox-leucine zipper protein TF1. Bases 1 to 2097 code for a protein of 698 amino acids. NCBI's taxonomy places the organism in Eukaryota, Viridiplantae, Streptophyta, Magnoliopsida, Poales, Poaceae. The transcript has 12 exons. The record is from RefSeq and is a predicted model, not a curated record. Gene Ontology annotation, biological process: regulation of DNA-templated transcription. Gene Ontology annotation, molecular function: DNA-binding transcription factor activity, RNA polymerase II-specific; DNA binding; lipid binding.